UACAUCAGGCAAUUAGAUUUGGAGAUUCAACAUCUUCCGGAUCCUAAGCUUCAGACUGAUGUCCGAGAUAUGUUUGAUGAGCUGAAACCUCUACUUGUCUCUACACUAAACCUAGAACAUGGAGAGAAAAUUGAUAAACUUAGACGAACCAUUCCUCUCUUCUCAAGGAUUCAAAGUUUGCUUCAGGUUGUGAAUAAUGGAAAAAGUAUGUUCUACAAGUCUAGCAGAAUGGAGGAAGCAAUAGAUAAAAAUACACUUCUCACAAUCUUUAAGGAUUUUGGAGAAGAAGCAUCCUCUGAUCCUCCGCCCUGGGAUCCUAAAUCUGCAGUUGGUAGACCUCCAACUAGACCUCCUUACCAGGUUUCGUUUACACCUUAUACAACUCCAACACCACUACCAAACAGGCCUGAUUGGAAGCCUAAUGAUUGGUUGGAAUACUUUAAAGAAAAUCAUCCUAAUUUUUGGUUUCAGGAUCAACUAAAGAAAAAUAUGACAAGACAGCUUGAAGAGCAAGCAGAAAAGAAAUCCGAAAAUAUUUUGAAUCUUCCAGAGAUGAAAAUUGUGACCAACUUUACAGAGCCUGAUAUCAUGACUCAGCAAGAUGAUAUAAUUGAUAAUGUAAUUUCAAUCCUGGGAUCUGGAUUAGCAGAUGGAAUGCGAGAAAAGGAUAAAGGAAACCCAGAGCAAGAGGUGGAGAAAGAUACCUUUCCUGGAAUUAAAGUGAAUUUGUCAGAUUUUAAUGAAAAUAAAAUUAUCCAAACAGAAAGUCCUUCAAAGUUCUUCAAGGAUCCUUUAAACCCAGAAACUGAGGAAUGGGAGAACUGGAGUCCAACAAAAUGGAUUGAAUGGUCUGAAAGUGAAGAGUAUAAAGAUCUCUAUUUACAUCCUCGAAAUAACUACAGGCCAACUCAAGUAAAGCAAUCAGGAAGAGUUCCAAUAUUAGAUUAUAGAGAAAAACAACCUGUUUUGGUAACCCGAUGGACUACUCCUCCACCCUCUAUUCCUAAAGCAACAGAAAAAUUGUCUUCAGAAACUCCUACUACUACUAAGGGAGUAAAAUCGCCACCUCCAGAGACAAACUUUCCCAAGGCUACUCCUUCUCCAACUCUUAGUCCUAACUACAUCUACAAUAAUGGCUUCAAAGAUACAAACCCUCAUAGACAAGUUGCCACUAAAAAUGCUGUUAAGGACAUCACUCCCCUUCACCUUCGUGAACAAGAAACUAAACCAAGAUUUAAAAAUGGGUAUUUAAUCAAUAAGGAAAAGGAUGAUAGUAGUGAGCUUCCAAGUUCCUCUAGAAGUCAACUUUCAGCUGUUUUUUAUGAAAGAUACAAGAACCGAGAUUCUGGUGCAGUAGACCCAGCAAUGCUUCUUCUUACUGAAAGACCUUUCUCAUAUAGCAAGGAAGACCUUCCUUCCUAUGAAGACAGUAAAAAUCCUCUCAACCAGUAUGCUGGUCAAAACAGACCUGCCUUACCCAACCAAUUAUCUUUCCAGGAAGGAUACUCACCAUCAGGUGCACCUGUAGGAGGCCAACAGGGAGCAUUGCCCUCACAGGGAUCAAUAGCCUCUCCAGUAGCAAGGCCAGCAAGGCCUGAAAGAGUUCCAGGGGUGAACCAGUUCAAGGCACCAAAUUUCAGACCUGAAAGACCAGAAGGGAACUUUUCACAAUAUCAAACUGAUUUCCAAGUUCAGAGACAGCAAUCAAAUAUAGACUCUACUUCCCCUUUAAGUAUUGAAGUUGUUCUUCCACCAAUAAACCCAAAUAAUCCAAAUUUCCAGACUUCAUUACCAGAUCCUAAUGGUUUUGCUUUACCAGGGGGUACAUACAAUUACAACCCAUAUUUUCCACCAAAAUAUUCAGGAUCUUUUCCAAAUCAAUAUCCAUACCCUCCUCCACAGCCUGCAUCAAGUUCCAGCUCAACAUCAACAUCAACAUCUACAGGGGGAGGAAAUGGAGGAUCAGCUGCAGCAGCAUCAGCAGCAGGAGGAGGAUCUUCAUCCACUUCAACAUCUACUUCAUCAGGGUCAAACAAUGGAAGCUCAAAAAGUGAUUGUUCAGGUGAAACCUGUCAAAAAUCAUCAACAGAUGAAAGAGAUGAUGCAAUUAGAAACCAACUUGUAACACAAGCUACAACAACACUGCCUUCAAACCAGAAUACCAUAAUUUCUGUGGAAAAUGGGAUUGCCAAUACUUCUGGGGAAGCCCUGGGGGGUGAUGGAAAUACAAAUAACAACUGUACACAACCAGAUGGUUGUCAACUGCAAUCCCUAUCUACAACAACAACUACUACUACUCGGCCAUUCUCAAUUAGUUUUUCAAUAUCUCCACUUUUUGGAAAUUUCCAUCGACCUACUCAGACAGAAGCAACACUUGGCACAGAAAGGGUGUCUGAUGACUUUGAAAGUUUAGAUGAAACUGAAGAGUUGCCUUCUCCUGGUCUUGGAGAAAACUUUAUAAAUGAAGUUUAUAGACUAGAUAAUAAUGAAACUUCUUUAAAACCUGGUAAAAUUCAAAGCAAUAAAGAAGCAAGUCCAGAUGCAGUGAUAACAGAACAAACAAAUGGCAAAGAAGAUUCCAAGGAAGAUAUUAAAGAUGUAGUAAAUGCACUGAGAGGGUUGAUACAGCUUCUUAACUCUACAGAUAAAGGUAGGAAAAAAUUACAGAGCCUCAAAAGUAAGUUGUACUUAAAAUCUAAACCAUCAAGUCCUAAGAAUCCUAUUGAAGUGAAAAAUAUUGUUAUCGGUGAUCAAACACCAAAUAUUCAGUCAUUUUUAAACCAACCCUAUACAAAUUUGUUGAUCAACAAAGCCCAUGUUGGACAGUACUCCUAUUCUACUAAUCAAGAAGCAAAAGAACCUAUUGUCAACAAAUUAGAAUUAAAAGUGAAGCAACACAUCCCGCCACAUUUGAUUCCACUUGGACCCGAUGGAAAUCCUCUAAUAAACCCUGAUGGUUCUCUGUAUGAUCUACCUAACUUUAGUGUGGGUCAGAACACCCAGAUGUUUUCAUAUCUUAAUGAUAUUGAGAAGACCACCAUUUCCCCAGAAUUUACAUCCAAAUCCCUCAUUGUAACUGAUGUUGCAUCUCUAGAACACCCAGACUCUGAAGACAAAGAUAUGAUUACAACAAUGAUUGACUCUGUUCGAGACUUGCCAAUGGAUACAAAAAGACACAUGCUAGCAAACAUGAUGUUCAUGGUUCCGAUGGCUGCCCUUACUAUGGCAGCAGCUGGAGUCCCCCACCUUGCAAUUGCCCCCCUGGCAACCCUUAUCCCAGGCUUUCUAUUUGCUGCAUUUACUGAAACCAAUCCAGCUCCUAGGACUGAAGAUCAACAAGUUGCUACUCAUGGCCAUGGCCAUGGAUCCAUGGCUGGCUCUCCCCAAGGUGGCCAUCCCACAAGGACAGGAAUUUCAGGACUAAUAAGUGGUCUCAGAGAGUUUUACUCUCACAGAAGAGAAAAUCAGACUCUUCAGAUAACAACUGGAAAUCUUUUUCAUCAUGGUUAAAAGUGAUUUUGGGGUGAAGUUGAUGAAAUUGAAAAGUUCUAGAUAGUGUUUUUUUUUGGCCCCAUACAUAAUUUUUUUUAAUAACAUGUGGCUUGUAAAUAUACUACAGCAUUUUUCAAUGAAACUUAAACUUUUACUAUAACAGAUUUGUUAAAAAUUAGCAGAUAUCCAAUUCUGCAAUUGUUGAAGCAAGUAAUCCGCAAAAUGCUAAAACUGAGUAGUAAUUCACCAACUAAAUAAAAAUGUUAUUCUUAUUCUAUAUUAG
This is a messenger RNA of Eurytemora carolleeae, 3775 nucleotides long. RefSeq lists its product as uncharacterized. The coding region runs from base 70 to 3510 and encodes 1146 amino acids. NCBI's taxonomy places the organism in Eukaryota, Metazoa, Arthropoda, Copepoda, Calanoida, Temoridae. The record is from RefSeq and is a predicted model, not a curated record. The transcript is spliced from 18 exons.